AUGGUCGCAGUCUUUUUGCAGCACAUCGAGUACUACCGCGACAUCUCAUUCCUCACCACAGACAGAGUCAAGGUCUUCGAUCCCGCCUUCCUGUCCCGGAUUCACGUCGCUCUCCGGUUCCACGAACUGAGCAAAGAAGCGAAGCUCAAGAUCUGGCAGGCUUUCCUCCAGAAGGUCCAUGUUCGCAACCUCACCUCCGACGAGCUAGACAAUCUCGUCGGUCGAGAGGUUAAUGGACGUCAGAAUGCUACCAGGACCGCGAUCUCGCUGGCGACAAGUCGUAGGGAGCAACUUGGAUAUAUCCACCUUGCAGAGACCCUUGAUGCGAUGGAAGAGUUCGCGAGCGACUUCGCAGUCUUGUUGUAA
Fomitopsis serialis is the source of this 366-nucleotide messenger RNA. RefSeq lists its product as uncharacterized. The record is from RefSeq and is a predicted model, not a curated record. The transcript is spliced from 2 exons. Lineage: Eukaryota; Fungi; Basidiomycota; Agaricomycetes; Polyporales; Fomitopsidaceae. Bases 1 to 366 code for a protein of 121 amino acids.